Effrenium voratum is the source of this 3309-nucleotide messenger RNA. NCBI's taxonomy places the organism in Eukaryota, Dinophyceae, Suessiales, Symbiodiniaceae. The record is from the annotation of a GenBank genome assembly.
AUGGAGGCAUCACCCGGCCCAAUAAAAGGUUCUUCGAGCAUUCCUGGUCCACUCUUGUGGCUUCACAGCUGCCAUGGACUGGAUGCGAGCCAGUUGCAAUCCUUGCCGGUGAACCGCCGGGCUGGGUCUGUUGCGGAAGCCUUCGCACAAGAAGCAGACCGGUCAGAUAGAAUGCUGGGAGUUCAAUGUCACCUCGACGAUGCUACAUUGUAUGUCGAGAUGAGAAAUCACGAGCUAGUUCCAGUGGCGUCGCUGUUCCUUGCUGAGCUCAGCUACUGUGCCCUUGCAAGCGAUUGGGCAGACAUGGCCGUGAUGGCCAUUGUGCCCACGGGGAGCGGCGGAAUCAGCGAGGCGGCCGUGGCGAAGACUGGACAAGGCUGGUUCGUCAUUCUGCAGGGUUUGCGUGUGGCAAUGGAUCUCAUGGACCUGUUGAGUGUUCGAGGUUGCCUGCGCAAUGAUUUGGGCCAAUCCUUUGCCAUGGCCCACGAGGGCGAUUGCACCAUUGGAGAGGGGGCGUAUGCGACGGUCUACCACAUGCAGGCGCGUGAUGGUCGUGCAGUGGCUGUAAAGCAAAUGAACUACACCACCGACUACGAGUCCAUAGCUAGAGAGGUGAGCGCCUUGGUGGAGGUCCAAGGAGACCACAUCAUUGGAUUCAGGGGCAUUUUCUGGUCCAUGGAGCAGGAACACAUUCGCUUUACCGCAAUUUUUGACCUGGCGCCCUGUGGGGACCUUCUCUUCAAGAUCCUGAAAAACGGAGCAAUGACUGAAGCGACUGCUCGGCCGCUCUUUUCAGGAAUUUUGCGUGGAUUGAAGAGGAUCCACGACCAUGAUUUAGUGCAUCGGGACAUCAAGACGGAGAAUAUUUUACUCCAGAAGGGAAACAUCCCGAUGGUCGCCGACUUUGGGCUGGCUUGCAAAGUAUGGGAUGAGCAGCAAAUGGCCCGCAGAUGUGGGUCUGCUGGCUUUGUGGCUCCAGAGGUGUGCCUGGGCACUCCUUACGAUAGCAAGGUGGACAACUUUGGCGCAGGCGUUAUUCUCUUUUUCCUGCUGAGCAAAGAGAUGCCCUUCAGCAGCCCGGACCGGGACUCCGCAGCCACCAUGCGGAAGACCGUGAAGUGCAGCUUGCAUCUUCAGCGUCCGCCGUUCAAUGAGAUGACUAGCCGAUUGAGAAAUAUGCUGCGGCAGCUGAUUUGCAAGAACCAGGAGGAUCGGCUCACGGCUGCGGCAGCCCUAGAGCACUCCUGGAUGACUGGCAAGUCGGACAAGACGAGCGGUUCUUCGAGCAAAAAGAAGGAACAGGUACUGAUGGAGCUUCCCAAACCGGAAGCUAAGAGGUACACAGGUGAAGCUGUCACGCUGCCCCCGCCGCUACCUGCGACGCCAGCGCAGUGCAGGGGAUUCUACUUCGCGGGCGCCGCCAAGGUCUCCCACUGCUGCCGCUGUGUGCAGGAGCUAACUUCUCAGCUGCCCCUCAGCGAAGCACUGAUCUCUCGCCUUCACAAGCCCAUGUCGGUGCGGGUGCGGGUGCGGGGCUACGCGAUAGCCAUGGGCAAGCUUGACGACGAGCAGCCUUUGCAAGCCAUACUGCGGCGCGCGGACGACAGGUUGGCAGAGCUCUGCGGUGACCUUUGCUCGCACGUGGCGCAAGAGUUGCGCUCAGCAACGGAGACGUUGCUGCGGAAGGUCGAUGGGCAUCUUGCUGAUCGCACACCUUCCAAGUUCCAGGACUCAUCACCGCGCCACAGCUCACUCCAAGCCCCUGGCGGGCGCCUGGCGCCUUCGCCUUCGCCUCGCAUGGCGCGCACCGCUUGGGCAGAUGAUGCGUCCGUUGAGCCGAAGCGCAAGCCUGCGCGAAGCCUCACCCGCGCGCUGACGGGUGCACUUUGCACCACCUCGAGGGCACUGCACGAGCUGGAGCUGGAGGGAGAGGAGAUGCCCCGUCGGCUUGAGGGGCGCGGCCUCGUCCCCCCAGGCGCAAGCAAUCGCGUUGUGCCCGUCAGCCGCGAGCCGGUGGGCCAGGCAGAGUCCGAUCAAGGCGAGCGAUCGGGCGGCCUGCACCCCAGUCUGAGCACCAAAGACUUCAAAGGAGCCACGGAGCGGAUCUUUGGGCUCAUGCCGCAGAACAGCGCUGACUUCUCGGUGGUGGGCAUGUCUCCGCUGCAGCUUCGGGUGCGGGUGUGGCUUCAGAGCAGCUGGUUCCAAUGUUUGGUGAUGAGCAUGGUCAUGCUCCACUCUCUCCUCACCGGCUACGUGAUCAACACCAUGUCGACCACGGGCCAGAUGCAACCUGGACCCGUGGUCGAUGCUCUGAACAUCUUCUUUUGCAUCUUCUUCGCGCUGGAGGUUGCGGCGCGGCUCUACGUCUACCGGGUGCGGUUUUUCACCACCUACGGCUGUGCCUGGAAUAUCAUGGACUUUGUGGUGACGCUUUUCCACAUCUUCGAGGAGAUUGCGAACAUCAUCGCUUGGGCCACGGCAAGCAACGAGCUGGAGAUUGCCAGCGGCAGCGUGGUGAGGACAAUCCGCGUCCUGCGUGGCAUCAAGGUCCUGCGGCUGAUCCGUUUCGUGCGCUACGCGGAGGACUUGCAGCUCAUUGUCAGCUGCCUGAUCCUCUCCUUCCGCACUUUCCUUUGGAGCAUUGGACUGCUGGUGAUGACCUUCUACGUCAUGGCCAUCUACGUGACGCAGACGGCCUACAUGCACCGCCGGGAGUUCCCACAGAGCUCUGCCAACGAUGGCCUUGAGAAGUGGUGGGGCUCGAUCUUCGUCAGCAUGCUAUCAGUCCUGCAAGCCCUCAGUGGAGGAGUGGAUUGGAACGACCUGGUGCAGCCUCUCCUGGCCAUCUCCCCCGGCUUCGCGCUGGUCUUCGUCCUCUACAUCGGCUUCUGCUUCUUUGCCCUACUGAACGUCAUUGCCGGGACCUACGUGGAGAAAGUGAGCCGGCAGGCGGCAGACCUCAAAGCGCGGACCCAGAUCCUGAAGGCCAGGAGGGUAUUCCAGGCGAUCGACCAGGAUCAUUCAGGCUACAUUUCUCUGGAGGAGAUCCAAAACCAGACGGCGACCUCUGUGGUCUUGGACUUCUUCGAGUCGGUGGAUGUGGACGCCUCCGAGGCCCAGUACCUGCUGGAGGUGCUCGACAUGGACGGCAGCGGCACCAUUCACUUCGAGGAGUUUCUGCAGGGCACCAUCAGGCUGAACAGCGCAGCGCGAGCGGCCGACCUGCUGCUAGUGGCGCGGGAGAUGAAGAGGUUCUUUCACCAAUCCAACCUUGAGCUGCAAUUGAUCAAGAAGCAGCUGGGCAUGUGA